This is a messenger RNA of Paramecium octaurelia, 738 nucleotides long. NCBI's taxonomy places the organism in Eukaryota, Ciliophora, Oligohymenophorea, Peniculida, Parameciidae. The record is from the annotation of a GenBank genome assembly.
AUGGCUAGCAAAUCUCAGCCUCCCAUAUAGGAAAGGACUUUCCAUGAAUGGUCAAAGAACAACUUCUACAGAACCAGCUAUAUCAAUCAUUACACGCAAGUAAAGAAUUAUGUGAAUGUAGCUUCCAUAAGAACCAAAAAACACUGCUGUGCCAGGAUAUGCUGGUUAUGUGCCAUAUGUGCAGUCGGAGAAUUUAUAUGGCGAGAGAUUUUCUGAAGUGGCCAGGAAAUCGUUUGCAGACUAGAAACUAGGAAAGUUCAAUAGAUUAUCGUCGACUGGAUUUAAUUUCGAUCCAAAAGAAUUAAUCGAUGUACAUAAGGAAGCGUAUUCUCAUAAAUACGGAUGCUAAACCUUAUUGAAAAACCAUCCAUGCACUCAUAUCAAUAAAAUGGUUACAUCCUAUCAAGACGGUUUCAAAAAGCCUUAAGAACUUGUUGCUCCAACGUAUCAAAGAAUCACAAUAAAUUAGAUUUCGUAAGACUGACAGAUAUCUAGAAACUUCACAGGCUCAAACCAAGACAUCUGGAUUCCAGAAGAAUCACAUGUAAUUUGAUGGACCAGGUUGGAUUCCUCAUGAAAACAUGAAUGGUUUGCAAUAUAUUUUUAUAAUUUAGGCGAUCAAGUGAGAACAGAAUACAGAAUUCAAUAUAAUCAAGACAAGCCAUUCCACAGAAACCCCAUUCAAUUCAAGUUAAGAAAGAUGAAACAAACAGAAAUGAAUUAUAAGCAUACCUGAAU